AUGGGUCACGCCGCAGGUCUCCGUGCUGGUACGAGAUACGCCUUCUCGCGGAACUUCCGCGAGAAGGGUAUGAUCCGCCUCUCGACCUACCUUAAGCAGUACAAGGUUGGCGACAUCGUCGACAUCAAGGUCAACGGUGCUGUCCAGAAGGGUAUGGCCCACAAGGUCUACCACGGCAAGACCGGUGUCAUCUACAACGUCACCAAGUCCGCUGUCGGCAUCAUCAUCUACAAGAAGGUGAAGCACCGCUACAUCGAGAAGCGCAUCAACGUCCGCAUCGAGCACAUCCAGCCUUCCCGCUCCCGCGACGAUUUCCUUCGCCGCGUCAAGCAGAACGCCGAGCUCAAGAAGCAGGCCAAGGCUGAGGGCAAGCCCGUCCAGCUCAAGCGCCAGGCCCUUCUGCCCCGUGAGGCUCGCACCAUCUCUGUUGUCGACAACAAGCCCGAGACCGUUGCCCCCGUCGCCUACGAGACCACUAUCUAA
Molecule: messenger RNA, 483 nt
Organism: Neurospora hispaniola
Lineage: Eukaryota; Fungi; Ascomycota; Sordariomycetes; Sordariales; Sordariaceae
Product: ribosomal protein L21e-domain-containing protein
Exons: 3
Coding region: 1-483 (160 amino acids)
Biological process (GO): translation
Cellular component (GO): cytosolic large ribosomal subunit; ribosome
Molecular function (GO): structural constituent of ribosome
Source: RefSeq, a predicted model, not a curated record